Molecule: messenger RNA, 250 nt
Organism: Paraglomus brasilianum
Lineage: Eukaryota; Fungi; Glomeromycota; Glomeromycetes; Paraglomerales; Paraglomeraceae
Source: the annotation of a GenBank genome assembly
AUGUCUACAAGUGCUACUACUGAUAAUACUUUGUACAAAGUCGUGAAAGAAUUUGACGCGGAAGCUCUUAUCACUUUCUUAAAUGGAAAAAGCUUGGGGCUUAACAAAAAUGAAAUUCAAAUUUUACGUGAUCAGGAGAUUGAUGGUGAUAGCUUUCUUAUGUUAAACGAAGAAAGGUUUAAAGAAUGUAACAUUCGAAUGGGACCAAGAGCUAAGCUUGUCAACUUGAUUAAUAAUUUAAACAACCAAA